Molecule: messenger RNA, 3052 nt
Organism: Stegastes partitus (bicolor damselfish)
Lineage: Eukaryota; Metazoa; Chordata; Actinopteri; Pomacentridae
Product: protein FAM117A-like
Exons: 8
Coding region: 231-1496 (421 amino acids)
Source: RefSeq, a predicted model, not a curated record
AAUACCGUCUCGACUGUCGAGCUGGGUGUCGCUGCUAGUUGAAUUUAUUUGGAAAUGGCGUCUGUGUGACUCAAGACUGAAGUUUGUAACGGUUUUGAGUAGUCAUCAUCAGCAGAAGAGGAAGAGUCGCAGCUGGUAGCUAACCAGCACCACCAGGGCGCCCCCACAUCUCCACCGCUGCUCGCCCCGUCACACAGCAGCUAAGUGGACCCAGGUUUGUUUCUCUAGACAUGUCUGGAAGAAGUGGACACACCAGGGCUGCUGCUGCUGCUGCUGUGGGUCCGCAGCCCCUCAAGGCUACUGUUCCCUACCAGCUGGCCAGCAAACCGAGACCGAACCGGAGGGAUGGGAAGUCAGCUGGAAAGGCCAAAUCACAAAAGCUGAGCUCAGGCAUGAGGCGGACGCUGUCUCUUGAUGCCAUCAUCGGGCCGUACCUGCAGGGACACUGGCCGAAAGAACCCGAAGGCCAGAGCAGUCUGUCUCGCAAGGACAAGUCCACCCAGACCCCAGACUCAUGGUCAGACAAAUCUCAGAGCAGGAGAGGUAGCAGCAGCCACAAACGUUCAGCAUCAUGGGGCAGCGCUGAGCAUCUGCGAGAGAUUGCUAAACUAAAACAACAACUGCAGCAGUGCAGCAAACCUGCAGCCUCAGGGGGACAUGACAAAGACCGCCAGCGUGGAUAUCCUCAGGGGAGCUGUAGCUUAGGAACCACUCAGACUCAGCCUGUUCCCAUCCCCCUCGCUCCCCUGUCUACAUUGGUCCCUCGACUGCGCUGCAGCGUGGAGGGCCUCAACCAGGAGCUGGAAGGCAUGUUCAUCAGCCAGCCACCACACCCACAGCAAAGGCUCCUCGAGGUUCCAGAUGGUCACCGGGCUCCAGUCCCUCUGCAGAGCUGCAGCAGCGGAUCUCAGAGCGACCCCGCCACCACACCCCUGUCCUCAUCCUCCACCUCCUCCUCCCCCUGCUCCUCCCCCAACUACGUCUGCACUUCCCAGUCCAACUCAGCAGACGCUCCUCUGGACCUACACCAAGGGUUAAUAGACGGUGCAGAGUUGUGCCUCCUGUCUCCGUUCUCCUCCCAGAAUGAGGCUGAGCUCUCGCUGCCUCUGCUCAUCUCCUCCUCCCCAGGACCAAACAAAAGCUGCUGCUUCCAGAGAGAACCUCCAGAGGGCUGCGAGAAGGUUCGAGUUUGGGAGGAGAUCAGCACUCCACGCCAACCCAAACCAGCCCUCAUUUCCUCCUGCCCAGACCCCAACAAGGUAAACUUCACCCCCCAUGGGGGCUCAGCCUUCUGCCCCGUCAGCCUCCUCAAGCCUCUGCUCCCCUCCAUGGACCUGUUGUUCCGCAGCCUCGCCGUCUCUCCAGCAGGCAGCUGCUCGAGCCAGGGGACAAACUCCUGCCAGGCAACGUCCUCUGGCAACAGGGCCGCUCCUCCAGAUCCUCCUGCAGCCUCCACUGUGACGGGAGAAAGCUCCGGAGAGGGCCUCGCUUUCUGAUCACAGCUGCAGGUCUUUUCUGUGGAGAUGAUUAUAAUGCAAAUAUUUCAGUAAUCUGGGACAGAUGUGUUGCUUUUUAAGGAAAGUCUCAUUCCUUUUCUACACAGGCAUAAAUUAACGUUAUGUUAAAUAAAGAAUAAUAUUGGAAGAAAGAUUAAAUGUCAUCCACAAUCCAAAAGACAUUCCUUUAUAAGCUACUUGUUUUGGGUUUCCAAGAAUUUUGAACUUCCUUGACUAAAAGGCCUUUUGGUUUUAUCAUUUUAUUAUCCAAAGAUAUACUUUUGGCCAAAAUCCAGUGGGAGACAGAGGACUGCUAACUUAUUCCAGUCUUAACUCUGUCUCAGAUGUGAUUUGUUGGAUGACUGACUGCUGACUCGCUGCACAGAUUUCUGUCUGUUUCCCCAAAGAAGCCAUGCAUGUUCAAAAUUUAAGGAGUCUGGGUCGAGUACGAAAACUCCUUCUUGGAUAAGUUUGCUUGUUUUUAAGUAUUCAAAGAACUUUAUCUGCAACUCACUUUUCUUUUUCUUUUUUUUUUUUACCUAACUCAACCUUGCACCUGUUACUAGUGUACAAAGCACGACAAAUCAGUUGGGUACUUUAUAUUUACCUGAUUUCUAACAGAAACAACACAAUGAAAUCACAUUUUUUGAUUAUUGUAGACUGAAGGGAAUUUUCCAGUUUUUGGACUUGGGUAGCGUCGAUACCCACCAGGCUUCAGCUCAUGCAUUCCUGCUUUAAAAGUAUGUUGCUUUUGUUGUCAUGUUGUUUACUUGCAAAAAAAAAAGAAAAAUGUAACUUGUGUACGUGUUGACGGCUAAAGACCUAUUAUUCCUCGAUUGUUCUAGAUGUGUGCUUGAUGGUAUGUUUAUAGUUUUGAGGUUUCACGGCCUAGUUGACUACCUAACCAGUUUUAGUGGUGUAGAUUUGUCGUCUUUAACGUUUCUCUAAAGACGUUCUUUUUGUUCUGCCAAGCUGACAAGUUGAUGAUCAAAUAGUUUUAUUUCUGGUAGACAUGUUUGCACAAAUUGAACUGCUACUUUUGAGUCGCAAUUCUUAUUUUUUUAUAUUCACUUUUUGUACUUCAGUGUAAAUUUCAGAGUAGUAAUGUGUAUUUUCUACAUCUUUUUCAAAUACCUGCAACAUAAGCUAAAAACCCCUGUUACUUCUAGUUUUGUUCUGUCGAUAUAACUGAGGCAGGUGUUACGUGAGAUAUUGUAUCGGGUGGAUUUUUAUGCACUUCCAGGAGAGGGUUUUACAUGGAGCGGGAGGAGGAGGAGAGGUUUCCUCCAUACGUUAGUCCUGGUUUAUCGUCUCUGACAGUUUUGUUUGUGUGUGUGUGCAUGUGGAUGGAAAGUUGACUGGUCUGAUCUUUUUGACUAAUUUCCUCUCGUUUUAGUGUCCUGGUGAAAUGCUGAUGGAUUGAAACAUUGUCUUUUUUUUUUUUUUUUCCCAAAUAAUCCUCUUGCAAUGUUUCCUGAGUCACUGUGGAUGCUGGGGAUGUGCUGUUAUCUCAGGUUCUGUGUUCUGUCCACAUAAAUAUAUGAUGGUAAUCUGUA